GACACCGUGUCCUCUUGCCUGGGAGAGGGGAAGCAGAUCUGAGGACAUCUCUGUGCCAGGCCAGAAACCGCCCACCCGCAGGUGAGGCCCGGACCCCUGCCCAGUUCCUUCUCCGGGAUGGACAUGGGGCCCAGCUCCCUGCCCCACCUUGGGCUGAAGCUGCUGCUGCUCCUGCUGCUGCUGCCCCUCAGGGGCCAAGCCAACACAGGCUGCUACGGGAUCCCAGGGAUGCCCGGCCUGCCCGGGGCACCAGGGAAGGAUGGGUACGACGGACUGCCGGGGCCCAAGGGGGAGCCAGGAAUCCCAGCCAUUCCCGGGAUCCGAGGACCCAAAGGGCAGAAGGGAGAACCCGGCUUACCCGGCCAUCCUGGGAAAAAUGGCCCCAUGGGACCCCCUGGGAUGCCAGGGGUGCCCGGCCCCAUGGGCAUCCCUGGAGAGCCAGGUGAGGAGGGCAGAUACAAGCAGAAAUUCCAGUCAGUGUUCACGGUCGCUCGGCAGACCCACCAGCCCCCUGCACCCAACAGCCUGAUCAGAUUCAACGCGGUCCUCACCAACCCGCAGGGAGAUUAUGACACGAGCACUGGCAAGUUCACCUGCAAAGUCCCCGGCCUCUACUACUUUGUCUACCACGCGUCGCAUACAGCCAACCUGUGCGUGCUGCUGUACCGCAGCGGCGUCAAAGUGGUCACCUUCUGUGGCCACACGUCCAAAACCAAUCAGGUCAACUCGGGCGGUGUGCUGCUGAGGUUGCAGGUGGGCGAGGAGGUGUGGCUGGCUGUCAAUGACUACUACGAGAUGGUGGGCAUCCAGGGCUCCGACAGCGUCUUCUCUGGCUUCCUGCUCUUCCCCGACUAGGGCGGGCAGAUGCGCUCGAGCCCCACGGGCCUUCCACCUCCCUCAGCUUCCUGCAUGGACCCACCUUACCGGCCAGUCUGCAUCCUUGCCAAGACCAUUCUCCCCACCAGAUGGACUUCUCCUCCAUGGAGCCCACCCUGACACACCCCCACUGCACCCCCUCCCCAUGGGUUCUCUCCUUCCUCUGAACUUCUUUAGGAGUCACUGCUUGUGUGGUUCCUGGGACACUUAACCAAUGCCUUCUGGUACUGCCAUUCUUUUUUUUUUUUUCAAGUAUUGGAAGGGGUGGGGAGAUAUAUAAAUAAAUCAUGAAAUCAAUACA
This is a messenger RNA of Pan troglodytes (chimpanzee), 1177 nucleotides long. It is a transcript of the gene C1QC, whose product is annotated as complement C1q C chain. Lineage: Eukaryota; Metazoa; Chordata; Mammalia; Primates; Hominidae. The record is from RefSeq and is a predicted model, not a curated record. The coding region runs from base 118 to 855 and encodes 245 amino acids. The transcript has 3 exons. Gene Ontology annotation, molecular function: protein binding.